This is a messenger RNA of Acanthosepion pharaonis, 2049 nucleotides long. NCBI's taxonomy places the organism in Eukaryota, Metazoa, Mollusca, Cephalopoda, Sepiida, Sepiidae. The record is from the annotation of a GenBank genome assembly.
AUGAAAUUAGUAGAGUGGAUCAAAGCUUUGACCUUUUUCUUCCAAGUUCUUACUUUUUCUUUCCUUUUUUGUUUCCUUUUUCAUUCUUUUCUCUUUUUUUCUUUCCCUCUCCUCUCUUUCCCUCCCUUCCUUCUCUUAUUCCCCACCCAUCUUAUUUCCCUCCCUCUCUUCUUCCUAAUGGUAAAUUAUGAAGAUAUAGGUCAAGCUCCUCAAUGUGAUUACUUGAGAUCAGAGUAUGCUGAACUCAGAAGCCGAAGUAAUGGAAACCGAUCUGUGGCUUGGUCACCUGACGGGUCUUACUUUGCCUGGUCUUGUGGAAGAGGAUAUGUAUAUUUGUACAAAUGGGACAGCAAUCAAAAUAAAAUACUUAGAUCCAGUGCCGAUUCCAAGGCGACCUUAUCUAAACAACGGAUCUUUGACUGUGGAGAAAGUGUCUGGUCUCUGGCCUUCAGCACCUUGCCAGAACCAGAUUCUUCUAAACAAGAAGUUUCCAGCACCCAUUUCCGUCCGAGGCAUAUCAACUUCAAGAAAUACCUAACAUUAGCAAUUGGUGUCAAUUCGGGAAGGAUUCAACUCUGGAACUGCCAUAAUGGUAAUCUACUAUGUCUCCUUGAUGACCACACAAAGCUAGUUCGGUGUUUAAACUUUGCUCCUGAUGGCAGUCAAAUUUUAGUGUCUGGUUCCAAUGAUGGAACCCUUAAGCUCUGGGAUCUUGAUGAUGAUGGAAAUAUGACCCAUACUCUGCAUACACCUUUAAAAAAUAUUGUCUAUUGCUGCAAAUUCUCUCCAGGUGCCAGGUACUUAGCUGCCUGUGGUGAAAAACGAUUGGUUAUGAUCUGGAAAAUGAAGAAACCUUAUGAAAUUUUUCACAGACUUGCAGGCCACCAGAAUGAUGUGGUCUCCUGUGACUUUUCACCUGAUGGUGUCCUUUUAGCUACAGCAUCCUAUGACACGAGAGUUAUCAUUUGGGACAUUCAUGAAGGACGAGCUCUAAGAGAACUUGGUCAUCUCUUUCCCUCCCCCAGACCAAUAUUUGCCGGGGGUUGCAAUAGUUAUUAUGUCCGGUCAGUGACAUUUUCACGGUUGGGAACUUACCUUGGAACCGUGGCUGAUGAUGGGUAUGUGAGAAUGUGGAACUUGCUCUCCACGUCAGAAGAUCCGGAGUCAAUUGCAAUGGUCACAAAUGGCCUGUGCUGUGGUUUCAGUCCAACUGGUCAAGUUUUAGCAGUUGGAACACGUUCAGGCUGUGUUUAUUUUUACACAUCUCAACAGCGUGUGCCUUCCCUACAACACAAAUGCCGUCAAGUGAUCCGAAAACAAAGGUUGGCGAAUGCGUUUUUACCGGAUGAUAACAUGGAAGAUUCAGAUGAGUUGUGUCCAUCUGAUGGUUUGAAGCUAUCCGUCCCUUUUUAUCCACAGAGAUACAGUUGGGACUGUGGCCUAGCUUGUUCCUGUAUGGUUUUGCGGUUCUUGGAUAAGAACUGUAAUACAGUCUACUCCAGUGAUCUGAAAUGGCUGCAGUGUAAAGAAAGCGUGUGGACAAUCCAUUUGGCUCUGUUGAUGAAGCUGCAUGAUGUACGACAUCACUUUUGCACCAUAACUUUAGGAGUGGACAAAAAUUAUGCCAAGCAGAGUUAUUAUAAAGAUCACUUCAGUGAAGAUGAAAGACAAGUGAACCAAUUGUUUGAGAAUGCUGAAGAAAAGGGAAUUUCAUUGGAGAAAAGAUCUGUUGAAUUAGCUGAGAUUCUUGAACAUCUCCUUGAAGGAAACAUUCUUAUCUGCCUUAUAGACUACAGUGUGUUGGCCUGCACAGGCUGCUUUAAAGAGAAAGAGGGUUGUACAUUGUUGAAAUGUUUUGGAAAUUGCAUUAAUUAUUAUCAAGGACACUUCAUUGUCGUGUGUGGUUAUAAUAAAGUUAAGAAGUUGAUAUAUUACAUGAAUCCGAAUGAUUCUCAUGAAGAAAUAUGCAGCUGCAGCAUGGAACUAUUUGACAUUGCAAGAAAACGAUAUGGAACUGAUGAAGAUUUGUUAUUUAUUUACAAAGACUGA